CACGCCCACCGGCCCCGCCCACCCAUAGUGCGUCCCGGGCUGCAGCGCCGCGAGUAGCAGAAACGGGAGCAGUGCAGCCAAGCUGACCGAGAGCAGAACCCAUCACCGGCACUUCAUCCAGACGGCAUGGCGGACCGGGAGCAGCUGCUCCAGAGAGCCCGUUUGGCGGAACAGGCUGAGAGAUACGAGGAUAUGGCGGCAGCGAUGAGAUCGGUUACAGAACUUAAUGAGCCAUUAUCUAAUGAAGACCGGAACCUGCUGUCUGUAGCCUACAAGAAUGUAGUGGGUGCACGAAGAUCUUCAUGGCGAGUUAUUAGCAGCAUUGAGCAGAAGACCCUGGCUGAUGGCAAUGAGAAGAAGCUGGAGAAGGUGAAAGCAUACAGGGAGAAGAUUGAGGCAGAACUGGAGGGAGUAUGUAGUGAAGUGCUGUCCCUGCUUGACAAGUUCCUCAUCAAGAAUUGCAAUGACUUCCAGUAUGAGAGCAAAGUUUUCUACCUGAAAAUGAAGGGGGAUUACUACCGUUAUCUCUCUGAAGUGGGCUCUGGUGAUAGGAAGCGGAGUGUGACCGAGUCGUCCGAAGCUGCGUACAAGGAGGCCUUUGAGAUCAGCAAGGAACACAUGCAGCCGACACACCCUAUUCGUCUGGGCCUGGCCCUCAAUUUUUCAGUCUUCUAUUAUGAGAUACAAGGUAAUCCUGAACAGGCUUGCCUCCUCGCCAAGCAGGCCUUUGAUGAUGCUAUCGCAGAGCUGGACACGCUAAACGAGGAUUCCUACAAGGACUCCACCCUCAUCAUGCAGCUCCUGCGUGAUAAUUUGACCUUGUGGACAAGUGACCAGCAAGAUGAAGAGACCGGAGAAGGCAACAAUUAAAGAGGGUUUUGCGUCUUGCUACAGCCCAUUACCUACCCGCUCCCCUCCAUCACAUGCCACCCCCCAUUGCUACCCUUGACAUGUCCCUGUGCUUAUCAUAUCCGUAUCAUUGGCACAACUGCUCAUACUGCUGCGUGCCCGGGGAGACGGGUUCUCGUGGCGUCCUCUUGGGCAUUGCUGGAUUGCGUUGGUGCAUCAGCCGUUUCUCGGGUUGCCCACGCAUUGUUCAGGGGAUUGGGAAGCUGCAGUUUUCAGAGAGGCGCCCACGCUCUCCUUACCGAUAGGGCACGUACGGGCUGGAACGAUGCAAAGUGGUCCCGUUUUAUUUCGUAAAGAAACUGGUUUUAGUUUCCAUUUGUGCAGCAUUCCCUGUGCAUGUAACUGACUCCCCACUUCCUUUCUUUCCAUGAAGGAGGCACCACACAGUUCAGACUGUGAUUGGCUGCAGAUCCCACAAUGGGGAAUGGAGGUCCACCUGUUUUUGUUAGCUAACAAUAGACGUUUUUAAAUGUGAGCCUUGUGAAGUUUAUAUUUGCCCUUUUAACUUAUGGCAUGAUAAUUCUGCACCUCUUAUGAGUUUGAAUGCCCUAAAUGUAUCUGAGGUUUUUUUUUUUUGUUUUUUUUUUUUUUUUUUUAUUCUAAUCCAUUUUAAUUCUGGUAAAUUUUUCAAGGGCCUCAUUAUUUGGUUGUAAGCCUUGUGUGAGCCAGCCCUCGGGGCUGAUUGCAUCUGCACAGUGUGUAUAAGCCUGUUAUGAUGGAUGCCAAUAAAAUGCCAGACACCGAAUAUAAAUGUGUUGGAAUUACGUGGAUGAAAUAAAUGCUGCUUUGAGGAUAAUAUA
This is a messenger RNA of Pseudophryne corroboree (corroboree frog), 1709 nucleotides long. It is a transcript of the gene YWHAH, whose product is annotated as tyrosine 3-monooxygenase/tryptophan 5-monooxygenase activation protein eta. NCBI's taxonomy places the organism in Eukaryota, Metazoa, Chordata, Amphibia, Anura, Myobatrachidae. Gene Ontology annotation, cellular component: cytoplasm. Bases 127 to 870 code for a protein of 247 amino acids. The record is from RefSeq and is a predicted model, not a curated record. The transcript has 2 exons. Gene Ontology annotation, biological process: signal transduction; intracellular protein localization.